AUGGUGUUCCCUUUAACAUUAUUAAAAUGCUCUCAAAAUCAACCAGUGAUGGUUGAAUUAAAAAACGGUGAAACAUAUAGUGGAUUUUUAGUAUUUUGUGAUCGUUUUAUGAAUUUACACAUGAAAAAUAUAAUAUGCACAUCAAAAGAUGGAGAUAAAUUUUGGAAAAUUUCUGAAUGUUAUGUAAGAGGGAAUAGUAUAAAAUAUAUUCGAGUUCAAGAUCAAGCUAUAGAACAAGCCAUUGAGGAAACUACUGAACAAAAACUAAGAAAUAUAGGAAGGGGCAGAGGAAGAGGUAGAGGAAGAGGUACAGAUAACAGAGGUGGAAGAGGACGAGCAAUAAGAAGAGGAGGACGAGGUUUCUAA
Plasmodium gallinaceum is the source of this 366-nucleotide messenger RNA. It is a transcript of the gene LSM4, whose product is annotated as Probable U6 snRNA-associated Sm-like protein LSm4, putative. The transcript has 4 exons. Gene Ontology annotation, cellular component: U6 snRNP; P-body; spliceosomal tri-snRNP complex. Bases 1 to 366 code for a protein of 121 amino acids. Gene Ontology annotation, biological process: spliceosomal snRNP assembly; P-body assembly; nuclear-transcribed mRNA catabolic process. Gene Ontology annotation, molecular function: U6 snRNA binding. The record is from RefSeq and is a predicted model, not a curated record. NCBI's taxonomy places the organism in Eukaryota, Apicomplexa, Aconoidasida, Haemosporida, Plasmodiidae.